UUGUUUGCGACAUAACGGAACGACUGACGGCAAUAUGUGCAAGUGAACUAUGCACUACUCAGAGGACAAACAGAAAGGAGACAGCUCUUUAUUAUCGUGGUAUUUAAGUAAAACCACCAACAGCAUAACCAGCAAGUGCAAAAAGGAGCCUUUGUUUCUGACAUGGCCAACCCCUUAAAGGGUGAGGUUAUCAGGCUGUACAAAAAUCUGCUGUAUCUCGGUCGUGAGUACCCGAAGGGAUCCGUCUAUUUCAGAGAGCGUCUGAAAUCAGCCUUCAUGAAGAACAAAGACGUGACAGAUCCCGAGCAGAUCAAGAAGCUGGUGGCUCGAGGAGACUUUGUCAUCAAGGAAUUGGAGGCUCUCUAUUUCCUCAGGAAGUACAGGGCCAUAAAGAAGAGAUAUUAUGAACCUGAAGAAUAACCACACACAGCGUCAGAUCAUCUUUUCGAAAUGGAAUACACACAAAGGGAACAGUUACCCACAGUGCACUCUGUGUGUCAGUAUUGUAUACUUACUGAGCCCUUCACUUACACACCACUUGCAGAAAUCCAAACAGCUGCUCUUCUGGCUCACAGGUGAGAUGGAAAAGGGUUAGGGUUAUUGGAAUAGCAAUUACAGAAAGUGCUUUGUAUUUUUAUACCAAAAUAAUGAACUUCAAGACCAGUAUUUCAAAUCCCAAAUAUUGUAAUAUGCUAGUUUGUUAGAUUUUCUGUCAGAAAUGGUCUGGUUUGGCAGGUUUAAAGUGUUGUACUAGUAAACAUUUCAUCAGAGGGGUGGACUAUGAAGUGAGAUGGACGAGUUUGUGUGUUAAGUUGUCAGUGUCACAAAGGUGGCUAUCAUUUACAGCUGUCUAGAUCACCAUGGCAACUUCACCAGAGGAGGUUGUGUUUGCAGCAUCACCUUUCACCAAUUGUUUUUCCUGACCAUAUUGUCAAUGAGCAAAAUUGAUUAUCAGCUCAGGGAAUACAUUAUAUCUGCAACCCUGUUAGUGAUGCCACUGACUGAAGCCAUGCAGUUGCAGUUGCUCAAACUGUUGCUAUGGAAACCUACAUGAGUUCAGUCGGUGGUGGAUAAAAUACAUGAAUAUGUUGCGGAGAUUUUGCAGCCAAAUCCGUUUUAACCUCUAGUAAUGCAGCCGAUGCAACACAGAUAAGAAAUUUCUUGCCGUAUUUGCAGCAACAGUGCUUGGAAGGGAAAAAUAUAUUCGUAAUAGGCCUCCAUUAUAACAACCUGUUGCUUUUGACUGAAUCAGGUGGCACAACAUCAGUCCAUUUUGUGCAGAAGAAGAAUCAAAAGACUCAUCAUAUGCUUCCUUUUAUGGGAACACGAACAGAGACUGAUAAAGAAAACCUGAGUUAACAAAGAAAGUCGAUAAUCAUGUGAAACUUUCUUCACAUUACAACCCUCAGCUCAGUUAAUCCAGUGGAUGGUUGGAUUUUUAUAUUGAUUCAGAGUGAACACAGACAACUGCAUGGUCUGUAUUAAACUAGAGGAAUGUCAAGAAAAAAACAGACCGAAUCAUGUACACUGAACAUUUGUGUUGGAAUUUAUUUGAGUGUAUAUGUUUGUGAAUACAUGGUCAAAUUUCUUGAAAAGUGAAUGUACACGACUAUGUUUCAAUGCACUAUUACACAAAAAAAGCAAGUGUUACAGAAAUGUACAUUUUUUUUAAAAACUGUGAAGCUUUGUGCCAUAAUAAAUAACCAAUAUCAAA
Messenger RNA from Acanthochromis polyacanthus (spiny chromis), 1714 nucleotides. It is a transcript of the gene lyrm5a, whose product is annotated as LYR motif containing 5a. NCBI's taxonomy places the organism in Eukaryota, Metazoa, Chordata, Actinopteri, Pomacentridae. Gene Ontology annotation, cellular component: mitochondrion. The record is from RefSeq and is a predicted model, not a curated record. The transcript is spliced from 3 exons. Gene Ontology annotation, biological process: respiratory electron transport chain. The coding region runs from base 163 to 420 and encodes 85 amino acids.